Aphanomyces invadans is the source of this 1204-nucleotide messenger RNA. RefSeq lists its product as hypothetical. Gene Ontology annotation, molecular function: zinc ion binding; protein binding. The transcript is spliced from 2 exons. NCBI's taxonomy places the organism in Eukaryota, Oomycota, Saprolegniomycetes, Saprolegniales, Verrucalvaceae. The coding region runs from base 30 to 974 and encodes 314 amino acids. The record is from RefSeq and is a predicted model, not a curated record.
GUUCAAGAUUCAACGCCCCCGCAUGCUGCAUGGUCCGAGCAAAGAAAGGUUUGAGCAGCGCCGCGACGAGCAACCGCCCCAAGACACCGAAUGCGCCAACACCGGCUGUGCUGUUGCCAGAAACGUCGGCAGCGCAUGCGGCGAAGAAUGCCGAAAACAUGAUUGAAUUCCUCCAUCGGACCUUUGACCGCGACGGGUUCUGGGCUCCGUCUGCGGAUUUGGCAGUGUACUUGAGGCAGCCUUUGCUUAGUCUUCACUCGAUGGGCCGGGAUGAAAUCAAUGCGAUUUGGUCGACGGCACUCGUCCUUAUCUAUUGCAUGGCCCAUCUCUUCGACUACCAUCAGUACUGGAUGAAGGUGGCUGAUGCCGCACGGGCAUGGCUGUUCCGACAGCCAUUCUUCGAUGUUGCGUACGUGGAUUUGGUCAAGCGCGGAUGCGUGCUUCUCAACGCCGACCCAAAAGCCAUGCUUGCGUCGGUGUUUUCAAAAGAUGGCAGUGCGAACGUGGACGACCUCCUCGAGCCACGACAAUGUGGAAACUGGGUCGAACUGUACCUGGACACGCCGCCGUACUCGAAAUAUUAUUGGAACAAGGUCACGAACGAAACGAGAUGGGAUCACCCGAGCAACCCCCCGGCCAUAGCCCAACCUACUCCGGCCGAACGCGACGCACAGCUUCGCACCCAGGCUCUCGCCACCGCCAAAGCCGAACGGCUCGCCAUGGUCCUCCCCAUGCGAAUAACCAUCCAUCGCAAGCCAUACAUUCCACCAAAGCCUGAGCCAUGCGAGUCGUGUGUCUCGGACCCCAAGACGGCAAGCGUGUUCUGCCAAGCCUGCGAUUUAUACCUGUGCGAUGGAUGUUGCGACGCCAUGCACCUUCAUCCGAAACGAGCCAACCAUUCCGAGACAUCGUUUCGCUUUGCAGUUUGUGUUGGGUACAUGGGUUUCCCUUACAUCCGACACAAGAAGAACUGAUGCCAUGGGGACGUCCGACUGCAUCCCACGAAAAACGGACCAAGUUGUGGGUCUCACCCAACGUCACAGUGCUAUGUGCUGUGCAAUCCAGUUGUACAUGUCGUUUCACGAUCGUGACUCGAUGAUGAGCCCAGUGCCUGCAGGAGGCGGACGCACAGUGUUUCCGAACAUUACAUUGAAGGGAGGCAAUCCUGUCUUGAAAACACGUAGAGAUGCCUGGUCUGGAUUCU